This is a messenger RNA of Drosophila rhopaloa, 1519 nucleotides long. RefSeq names its product metallophosphoesterase domain-containing protein 1. Lineage: Eukaryota; Metazoa; Arthropoda; Insecta; Diptera; Drosophilidae. The transcript is spliced from 3 exons. The record is from RefSeq and is a predicted model, not a curated record. Gene Ontology annotation, molecular function: hydrolase activity. The coding region runs from base 313 to 1242 and encodes 309 amino acids.
UUUGCCCGGCUAUGACGUCACGCGUGGACAGUAAAUUUUUUGCAUUUUAUUUUUUACAUUUUUAUCGCAAUUAUCUGCAAAUACUUGACUAAACAUAAAUAAAUGCGUUAAUCAGGGCUAUACAAUGUCGCCGGCGAUUGCAUUGAGUGGUUAAAGGCCCAACCACAAAGGCAAAACAAUCACAAAUCGACGAGGCAUAAAGAAGCUAAGAAGAGCCCCACAGGAAAGUCUUAAAAAUAGUCUUAGCGUAGAGCUGAAGCUACCAAAAUUUAAACAGUUUUGUUACCAACACAUCUGGAUCUGCUACUUCUAAUGGACUACUCUAAAACCAAAAUGGAAGUGCCAGUUCAUCCGCUGAGCCAGGAUCCCACGGCCGCUUGGCGGGACAUCAGCAAAUCGCAGCGGGUGAUCAAGGUGACGAUGAAGCCACCCACCACCACAGUGGCACCCAACAAGGCCCGAGUAGUGUGCAUGUCCGACACCCACUCUCUGACCCCGUACAUCAAGUUCGACAUCCCAGAUGGCGACAUAUUCAUCCAUGCGGGGGACUUCACCAAGUGCGGCCAGUUGGAGGAGGUGGAGGAGUUCAACACUUGGAUUGGAGCUCUGCCGCAUCGCCACAAGAUCGUGAUUGCCGGCAAUCAUGAGCUGAGUUUCGACAGAACCUUCACCCAUCCUUUCCAGAAGAAUCAGGGCAAAGGUCAUGCUUCGAGCAGCAAACACACUGGCAUGUCCAUUCUGGAUGAUCUGCCCACCUUGGGCAAUGCCAAGGAGAAUCUGGAGAACGCUGUGCAGACGCAGAAUGUCCGAGGAGUUCUGACCAACUGUCGGUAUCUGGAGGAUGAAUUGCUGGAGAUUUGGGGCAUUCGUAUUUAUGGAUCUCCCUGGCAGCCGGAGUUCUGUCGCUGGGCCUUCAAUGUCCCCCGAGGUCCGGCCUGUUUGGAGAAAUGGAACCAAAUACCUGAGGGCAUCGAUAUUCUGGUCACCCACACCCCACCCGUCGGUCAUGGAGAUCUUUGCUGUUCCGGCGUAAGAGCGGGAUGCGUGGAACUACUCAGCACAGUGCAGCAACGUGUCCGCCCGAAAUACCAUGUUUUCGGACAUGUUCACGAAGGCUAUGGCAUUACCAGCGACGGCAGGAUUAUCUUCGUGAAUGCAUCCACUUGUGACAUCAAUUACCUACCCAACAAUGCCCCCAUCGUUUUCGAUGUGACCCUGCCCCCAGGCUUUCGCAAGGAUUAGCGUGCCUAGAAUGAUAUUUACCCGCGUUUGUUUCCGGAUCAAUGAAUUUACUUUGUUUUAAACUUACUUUUACUUUUACUUUAUGUUCCAGUUAAGAUUAAGUGUCUACAGAGAUUUGUCAACACAAAUACAGGUGCCUCGAGGAUUCUCAUUGAACAAUCACUCUCUAUAGAUUCAAAAUCAUCAUUAAGGCGCCAUAUAUAAUUUAUUUAAGUAGAGUUAAAACCGAUUUGUAGAGGUUUUUAAAAGAUUGUCAAGUAUAAAAAUCUUUAAUAAA